Paramecium sonneborni is the source of this 373-nucleotide messenger RNA. The record is from the annotation of a GenBank genome assembly. NCBI's taxonomy places the organism in Eukaryota, Ciliophora, Oligohymenophorea, Peniculida, Parameciidae.
UAAAAAUGUAAUAAAAAGCUAAACAAUUCUUUGCUACAUAUGGCAAAUUGGGAUUAAGUGUUUAUUUUUCAAUUUCAUUAGUUAAUUAUGGAAUAGUUUAUAUUGCAUUGAAGUAAGGAGUAGAUUUCAAAUAAUUUGGAUAAAAGUUUUGUCUUAUUAUUAUUAAACAUUAGGUUAGGAUGCGAUACAACUUAGGAGAAAUGGGAAUAGUUUGAAACAUUUGGUACACCUACAGCAGCAUAUAUUAUAUAUAAGCUGAUGGCCCCAAUAAAAUGGCCAGUUGUAAUUGGAACUACAGCUUGGAUAUGUAGAAAAGGAAAAAAAUGAAUGAUUGAUUAUUAAAUAAAUUGCAAAGAAUUUUGAAUAUAAAAUU